UUGACUCCUGCUAAUUCAGGCACUGUGGCCAUUGUUACCUCAGACGGUAGGAUGAUUGUGGGCACCCUGAAGGGCUUUGACCAGACCAUCAACCUAAUCCUGGAUGAGAGUCACGAGCGAGUGUUCAGCUCCAAUCAGGGGGUGGAGCAGGUGGUGCUGGGCCUCUACAUCGUCAGGGGAGACAACGUAGCUGUGAUUGGAGAGAUCGACGAGGAGACCGACUCCACGCUGGAUUUAGGAAACAUCCGAGCCGAGCCGCUCAACUCUGUCGUCCACUGA
Menidia menidia (Atlantic silverside) is the source of this 279-nucleotide messenger RNA. NCBI's taxonomy places the organism in Eukaryota, Metazoa, Chordata, Actinopteri, Atheriniformes, Atherinopsidae. The record is from the annotation of a GenBank genome assembly.